This is a messenger RNA of Monodelphis domestica (gray short-tailed opossum), 3313 nucleotides long. It is a transcript of the gene PNPLA4, whose product is annotated as patatin like domain 4, phospholipase and triacylglycerol lipase. NCBI's taxonomy places the organism in Eukaryota, Metazoa, Chordata, Mammalia, Didelphimorphia, Didelphidae. The record is from RefSeq and is a predicted model, not a curated record. Gene Ontology annotation, cellular component: lipid droplet; membrane; cytoplasm. Gene Ontology annotation, biological process: lipid homeostasis; triglyceride catabolic process. Gene Ontology annotation, molecular function: retinyl-palmitate esterase activity; triacylglycerol lipase activity.
CCACGGUGUUCUUGGGAAAAACUGGAACUGUUAGUCCUUCCGGUACCUUCUGGUUUUUUCUGGCUCCUUUACCCCUUUUCCUCCACCUGGCUUUGCCCCAUCCCGGGCCCUAAACAGCUCUGGUUCGGACAAGAGAAAGUUCCUGUUACCCUCGGGGAUUAGAGUGCGGGAAUUGAGUGACCCCAGGCGUAUACAAUUGAUAUAUGUCCGGGGGUAUAAUUCAACAUGGAUGUGCCCCAUACCAGAAUCGUGUCCGGUGUGCCCGGGGAGGAGAAGAUCUUCCUGUUCCUCCUUAAAAAAAUAAAAACCAAAAACUAACGAUGGACCCAGCUGAAUAUAAUGCCUACCAAAGGGGUUCUGGUGAAAGAAUUAUUGCAAGAAUGAAGCAUAUCAACCUGUCCUUUGCAUCUUGUGGAUUUCUGGGAAUAUACCACUUGGGGGUAGCAUCUGCACUUUACAAACAUGGCAAACAAUUACUAAAAGUUGUAAAGGCCUUUGCUGGAGCUUCUGGAGGAUCUUUGGUUGCAACCAUUCUGUUAACUGCACCAGAAAAAAUAGAGGAAUGCAAUGAAUUUACAUACAAUUUUGCUGAAGAAAUUAGAAAGCAAUACUUUGGUGCCAUAACACCAGGUUAUGAUUUUAUGGCACGAUUAAGAGGAGGCAUGGAGACCAUUCUUCCUCUUAACGCCCAUGAGAUAGCUGAUACUCGACUUUAUGUAUCUAUCACUAAUGUAAAAACCAGAGAAAAUAACUUAGUUUCACGUUUCCCCUCCAGGAAUGACCUCAUUAAGGUACUUUUGGCUAGCAGUUUUGUACCAGUUUAUGCAGGCUUGAAAGCAGUGGAAUAUAAAGGACAGAAAUGGGUUGAUGGAGGGCUUACCAAUGGCCUUCCUAUUCUGCCUGUGGGGCGAACAGUGACUGUUUCACCUUUCAGUGGUCGAUUAGAUAUCUGCCCAGAAGACAAAGGACAGAUGGAUAUAUACAUUAAUAUGGCAAAUCAAGAUAUCAUGUUGUCUAGGACCAAUCUGGUAAGACUAAAUCAAGCUCUUUUCCCACCAACCCAGAGGAAAAUGAAAUUACUAUAUCAAAAUGGAUUUGAUGAUGCUACCAAGUUUUUACUAAAAGAAAAUUGGUUUCAAUAGAAUGCUUAAAGUUUAUUAUGCAAAAUAGAAAUAGAUUUGGGGCACAGGUUCUAAUCGAACAUGAAAAAUUCUAUCAUCUGUCAAAGUUUUCUUUGUCAACAGAAAAGAGAGCAAAAUAUUGUUUUUAAAAUUAAAACUUGUGUCAUUAAAAAUAUACUCAAAUGAUAAGCAUUUUUAAAGAAUACUAAUGUUUUAUAAAAAUGAAUACUUAUUGCAUUUUAAGAGGCAUGAUUUGAAUCCCAAUUCAGAUUCUUAUUAACUUGUGACACCAGGCAUGUCACUUAUUUUCUAUGAACCUCAGUUUCCUCAUCAGUAAAACUGGGCUUGAAAAUCUCUUAAGAUCCCAUACAGCUCAAAAGCUUUGAUCCUAUGUUCUAUAUUCUGAAAUAGUCAAUGGGUUGUUAAAAAUGAGGAGGUUUAGCUUCCCUGAGGAAAUUGUAGCAACUUAAUACUCAUUACUGUCUUGUGGAUUGUACUGUUUCUGCAGUAGUGUUCUCUUUCUUCCUGCCCUCAUAACUAUGGUGCUACUCAGCUGAAAGAAAGAUUCUUUCAGAAUGAACUCGUCCUUUCAGGAGGUAAUCUCAGGAGCUCACUAUAGGAGGUUGACAGAGGAACUGAGACCCAUAAUUUCUUAGAGAGCCUGUAAAGCCACAGGGAAGAUUUUUAAGGAUUUAUUUAAUUUCUGAUGUACUGUUGAGUUAACUUUAAGUUAAGAUAUGGGUUCAAGUCAGGAGCCUAAGGGAAAAGGAAACUAAUUGAAAUUCCAGAGAUGACCCUAGAACUGACUUGUUCCUUCUUUUUCCUCCAUAAAUAUCCUUUCCAUUGUUUCUCAACUGAAAUUAUUUCUGAUGGAGGAAAAUAUCUAAAUUCUCUACAUCAAACUGCCCUGGCCUUAAUAGUCUCAGCACUAUCACUUACAGGCUCAAAUGUUAAGAGCCAGAGAUGACAACAAACAAACAAACAAACAAAAAGAGAAGCAAGGUUUAAGGGGGCAGCUAAAACGUAUAGCUUUUUUAAAAUAAGGAUCUUUUGUAGUAGGUUAUGAAACUCGUAAUAAUUGCCAUUGACUGCUACUGGUUUAAAAUCAUGUCAUCUAACCAUGGAGACAAAGCCAGAAAAGAGUUCCUGGAGAGAACCCUUUGAAGACAAAUCUCUUAAUCUUUUCACAUUCCGAAUUCCAAAACAAUUCUGGAGGUUCCCAAAGCUUCAUAGGCUCAAUUGAUAUGUAUCAGGGAUUCUACAUAGAGGCUAUUUAAUUGUCAUAGACUUUUAGAAUAUAGAAUCCUAUCAGCCUACAGUUCAAGUGAUCUGUCUACAAUUCUAGUGUUCAGUCAAAUGGACAAAUAUCAGGUGUUUCCAUUCCUUAGGAGCUGGAAAUUAUUAUAGUACCACUAAGAACGAUGAACUGGAUAGUUCUUAUUUAGCCUACUAAACAUGAGUCAACUCUGAACUAUUCAUUCAUAUCUUCUGAAAACACACAUUUCAUUUGACCAAGUUUUCACAUCAAACAUUUUGAAUGAAUAAACCAUUUAAGUAUUUACUAGGGGAAAAGCACCAGGCUACACACUAGGGAUGCAAAUAGACAGUCUCUGCUCUCAAGAACAUCACAUUUUAAUGAGGGUGACAACAUAUAUAGCUACAGCUACAAGUCAGAUGGAAAAGUCUCCAUGGUACUUAGGAUGUGGUAGCAAAGGAAGUAAUAAUGCUUCUCUAAAGUAAUUUCUACUGAUAAAAUCACACAUUUCCAAUGUUGAACCAUUUAACAAUGCCAAGUAAUUUGGUAGGAAAAAUUUUUGAAUUUACUUGUAUAGUUUUUAAAAUCUGGUUUUAUGAUAUUUUGUCAAGCAUGAACUCUUAAUUACAAGAAGACAGCAGGAAACAAAACAACUUAAUUUCAUGUAUUUAAUUUCAUGCAUAUAUUUCAUACCAUUUGAACUUCCUCUUUAAUUCAAUUUUAUGACUUUUAAAAUACUGAAAUAACACUACUUUUAGACUUCAAAUACUACACCCAUCUUUCCAUUAAGCAUGUACAUAAAAUUCAUCUAGCUUUGCCUGUAUUCUCUGAAUUUUUUCCUACUUCAGUUGUAAUCUAAUUAAAGCUAUGUGUGUUUGGAACUGUGUGAGAUUUUUUAUCCUGUUAUUAAAGAUGAUUGAAGAAUUUUAAUUUUUAA